GAUGCGGGCGGCUCGGUGGUUGAGCUGAGGCGCUCGGUCGCAGGGAACUGUCAGUCAACAUGGCAGCGGCAGAGGAGGCGGCGGAGAGGGAAAGUGGCGGCGGAGACGUCCUGUCUGUCUACGUGUUCGACCGGCGCCAGGCGGAUUCGGACGACGAAGACAAAGUUGUUAAGUGUCCUAAGGAAAACUACGGAGCCUUCCGUAGCGCCGUGUGCCAGGUAUUUGGCAUUUCCUCUGAAGAAACUUUUAUCGUCACAACCACAAAUAGAAUACAGAUCACAAAUGAAAACUUUGGGGAAAUGGUUAAAGAUGGCACGACUUUCUAUUUGCUACAAUCAGUUGACCAGUCACUCCCCUCUGCAACAAAAGAGCGUAUUGAUUUCCUACCACAUUAUGAUACACUUGUGAAAAGUGGAAUGUAUGAAUACUAUGCUAGUGAAGGACAAAAUCCUCUGCCAUUUGCUCUUGCAGAAUUAAUUGAUAACUCUUUAUCAGCUACUUCUGAAAAUACUGCCGUCCGGAGAAUACAGUUAAAGCUGUUAUUUGAUGACUCACAAGGGAAACCAGCCGUUGCAGUGAUUGAUAAUGGAAGAGGCAUGAGUUCUAAACAACUAAAUAAUUGGGCUGUGUAUCGGUUAUCAAAGUUUACACGACAAAGUGAUAUGAAAAGUGACCAUUCAGGAUAUGUACGUCCUUCAGCAGUACCCCGCAGUUUAAACAGUGAUAUAUCAUAUUUUGGGGUUGGCGGUAAACAAGCAGUGUUUUUUGUUGGACAGUCUACCAGAAUGAUAAGCAAACCAGCAGAUUCUAAAGAUGUUCAUGAGCUUGUCCUUUCUAAAGAAGAUUUUGAAAAGAAAGAGAAAAACAAAGAAGCUAUAUACAGGGGAUACAUUCGAAACAGAAAGCCAUCUGACUCUUCCCAUAUUGUUAAUGAUGAUGAACGAUUCCUGCACAAUCUUAUCAUGGAAGAAAAAGACAAAGAAGGUUUCACUGCAGUAGUUAUUACAGGAGUACAGCCAAAACACGUGCAGUACCUGAAAAACAAUUUUUACCUUUGGACGAGGCAACUAUCACACAUAUACCAUUACUAUAUCCAUGGACCAAAAGGAAAUGAAAUUAAUUUGCCAAUGAAGGAAGCAAGAAUUUUCAACAAUAUUGAUAUUGAGAUUUCAAUGUAUGAAAAGGGGAAGACACCUAAGAUUGUGAAUCUUAGAGAAAUUAAAGAUGAUAUGCAGACAUUAUAUAUAAGUACAGCAGCGGAUAGUUUUGAGUUCAAGGCGCAAGUUGAAGGAGACGGUGUAGUGGAAGGUGUUAUACGCUAUCACCCUUUCUUGUAUGAUAAAGAAACCUAUCCUGAUGAUCCUUGCUUUCCUUCAAAAUUAAAAGAUGACAAUGAUGAUGAAGAUUGUUAUGUAAUAGAAAAGGGAGCAAGAGGGAAAAGGCCUAUUUUUGAAUGUUUUUGGAAUGGAAGACUAAUACCAUACACAACUGUUGAAGACUUUGAGUGGUGUGCUCUGCCCAAGAAGAGAGGUCUUGCCCCAUCUGAAUGUUACAACAGAAUUUCUGGUGUGUUAUUUACAAAUGACAGAUUUCAGGUCAGCACAAACAAACUGACUUUCAUGGAUUUGGAAUUGAAGUUAAAAGACAGAAACACACUUUUUACAAGAAUUGUCAAUGGACAGGAGCAAAGAAUGAAAAUUGACAGAGAAUUUGCAUUGUGGCUCAAGGACUGCCAUGAAAAACAUGACAAACAAAUAAAAUUCACACACUUCAAAGGAAUAAUUACACGCACUGAGCUGCACUCUAAGCGCUUGCAGAGUCCCUGGUCUACAUUUUUGGCAAUAGAAUGGGAUGGAAAGACAUACAAAACUGGGCAGCUGGUAAAAACAAUUAAAACACUUCCAAUACUGUAUGGCACAAUAAGGAAUUUUUUUCUAUAUGGAGAUCAUGAUGGAGAUGUGUAUGCUACAGGAGGAGAGGUUCAGAUAGCUUUGGAACCCCAGGAACUCUAUGAUGAAACCAAGGUUAUACCAAUAUGCAAACUUGAUCGUUCCGUUUCCAACAAAGCAGUGAAGAAGUACAUUGAAGAGGAAAUGUCCAAGCUUCCUGAUAGGUUGUCAGUAACAUGGCCCGAUGGAGAUGAAUUAUUACCAAAUGAAACUAAGCUUGCAGGAGCUACCAUAGGAGCACUAAGAAUUGAAAUACUGAAUAAAAAAGGAGAGGCUAUGCAAAAGCUUCCGGGGUCAAGUCAUGGAGCAGCGAAGAAAUUGCUUGUGGAACUUAAGGUCAUUUUUCAUUCCCAUAAUGGAGAUAAGGAAAUCAUUUCUCAUAUCAGUCAGCAUGGGGGUAAAUGGCCUUACUGGUUCAAAAAAAUGGAAAAUAUUACUAAACUUGGAAACUACACAUUGAAACUGCAAGUGGUUUUGAAUGAAAGCAAUGCCAACACUUAUGCAGGAAGACCUCUUCCAUCAGAAACAUUUAAAUUUAAUAUAAUAGAGGGCAAGCCUCAGAAGUUUUCAAUAGGUCUUUUGGAUCCCCCAUUUCGAGUUGGGCAUCCAUUCAACAUUCCUCUAGAUGUCCAGGAUGAAUUUGGUCAUGCUACUCAUCUGACGGAUGAUAUUGUGCCAAUUCUUGAGGCUAGUGGCUUAACAUUACAGUAUGAAGAAAUAGAUAAAGGACCAAAUUGUGCUGUUAAGGGUGUAACUGCUAAAGGCCUGGUAAACAAUUACCAGGGCAAGAACUUCAAUCUGAAAGUUACUCUUCCUGGUUUGAAGGAGGAAUCCCAGGUUUUGAAAAUCAAACUUCUUCCAGGUCCACCAUGGCAGCUAAAUGUCAAACCAGACACUGACACGUUGAAAAUUGAAAAUGGAACAGCAUUUCCUUUCCAGGUUGAAGUGCUGGAUGAAGUGGGCAACAUAACAGCACAACCAAAACUAAUUGUUCAUUGCAAGUUUUCAGGAGCUCCAGGUCUUCCUGUAUAUGCUGUGGAUUGCAGCAGUGGUGGAACAAAUAUCUUAACUGGACCAGUUCUGCAUGUAGAGAAUAUAAAGAAAGAUCAGACACUUAAAGCAAGGUUUGAAAUACCUAGUUGUAAAAGUGUAUCACCAUUGGAGAAGACUAUUAAAUUGCUUCCCAGUAGCUCUGUUGCAAGAUUACAAAUUUUUAGCAUCGAGGGAGAAAAAGCUAUGCAGAUCCAACACCAGGAUGAAAUUAACUGGGUUGCAGGUGAUGUGAUGCAGAAUCUCAUCUUCCAAAUGUAUGAUGAAGGGGAAAGAGAAAUAUUAAUCACUCCCACACUGGCCGAAAAAGUUAAGGUAAAUUGGACUCCAAAGAUUAAUAGAGAACAGUUGGUUAAUGGCUUAUUACCUGAUGUGAAGGUACCAACAUCUGUGAAUGAUGUGCGCUAUUGUGUAGUUUCAUUCCAUGAUGGGCAUGUAUCUUUGGAAAGUGCAUUCACAAUAAGACCACUUGCUGAUGAGCCAAAACAUAUUAAAUGCAAAUUAAAAGGAUCUAAUACAAUACAAAUGGGUGAAAAACUACAAGAAGAAAUUGAGGUAAUGAUUACAGAUCAGCAUGGAAAUCACAUUCAAAACCUGACAUCAACUUGUUUGGAUUCCUUGGAAAUAGACGGUAGUGGUCUGGAUAAAUCAGAAUUGAGAAUUGUUUGGCAGGCUGAUACACAAACUAUUUGUGUCACAGGAAUCAGGUUUAAACCAAGUCCUCCUGGAACCAAAGAACUGUGUUUUGCUUGGCGUGAAUUUUCUCAUUUCUUGAGACUAAAUUUAAUUGCAGGACCUCCAGCUAAAUUGGUGCUUGUGGACUGGACAGAGUUAGAAAACCCUGUGUCAGUGAUUAAUGGCAAAGAACUACAGAAGCCACUUAUAGUCCAGCUGUAUGAUCAGUGGAAUAACCCAUCUCCUGAACCUGAUGUCAAAAUCAACCUUUUAAAGGCUGGGAACUUAAAGAUCAUUCCUUCAAAUCAGCAGCAUAAAACAGAUGAAAAUGGCAUAGCAAAUUUUGGAGUUCUUAGCAUUCAUGCUCCUAGGGGAGAGCAUACAUUGCAGUUUAAAGCCACAUACAACAAGAAUACACUAAACUGUCCAGUAAUCAGAUUAAAUGUUCAGCCUGACCCCGAGAGACCUGUACGUUUGAAUGUCAAGUAUGACACGAAUGCUACCCUUGUAGCUGGAAACACCUUUCCUGAUUUCAUUAUUAGUGUUAUUUCUGAAGCUGAUAACAUUAUUAAAAAUAUAAGCCCAGGAAGAAUUUAUAUGAAAAUGUGGGAAGGUAGUAGAACUGUACCACAAAAUGUUACAACAUAUGGCUGUACCAAAACAAAUGAUGACGACAGUAGCUUUUUUUACUUCAGGCAGAUUGUGGUUCCAGAGAAAGUGGGCACCUACAGCAUCCAGUUUGCAUUUGCCAUUGACAAAAUAAACAUUCUUAACAGCGAACAGAUUGUUAUUGAAGUGGAGCCUAAUGAACCAACACAGCUGAUGCCAAGAAUUUUGCCAAAUACUCCUACCGUUUCUAAUGCUCAGGCUGUUGGCAGUCGGACCCUUGUCAAAGACUUGACUCUCAUUAUUAUGGAUCAAUAUAAAAACUGCACUGGCAAUGACUUGGACGGGAAAAUUAUAGCUAAAAUUCGAAGUUCAACUGAUAAAGUUAAGGACAUCCCCCUGUUUCAGGGUAAAACAAGUACAGUUGAGUUUCCAUUUCACAGAGGAAUUGUUGAAAUUGAGGAUCUUGUGCUGGCAGAAAAUAGUCCAGGAAGAGAUAGUACUGAAUAUAUUCUUGUAUUUGAGCCAGUUAUACCCAUUUUGAAUCGAUGUUUGGAACCUUACUGUCUGUCUUUUAUGUUUUAUGAUGGUUAUAAGAAACAACAGCAGAUGGCCACUCUUUCAAAAGAGAGAGACAAGCUCUCUAAGUCAAUAACUGCAUACAGAGAUAUGUUUGACUCCACUAAUCAGCUUCUAACUGAAUUGAGGCGUCAAGUUCGGGAGGCUGAAACAAAAGAGGCCCAACUGAAGGAUAAACUGAAAAGACUUCGGAUUGAUAUACCUCAGACUAACGUUCUGCAGUUUGCUGAGUCUCUACUAAAAGAGAAAAUCUCUGAGCGGGAAGGAAUAAUGAAACAACCUAGAAGGACAUGCACAUGUACCGAUUAUCCCAAAGACAAAGAUGUUUUGGGCAAGAUUUCACACUUAGCACAAAUUGAAGAUAAUGAAGUAGCAAAGGUUAUUUCUUGGCAUUUGGCAAGUGACAUGGACUGUGUAGUCACUUUGACUACUACUGCAGCUCGUCGUAUCUUUGAUGAAACCAAAGGUCAGCAGCAGGUGUUGCCUCUUGAUUCUAUUUAUAGGAGGAGUCUUCCAGACUGGAACAGGCCUUUACCUCACUUACAAAAUGGAAGAAAUACUUUCAAGGCUUUAGGAAAUCCUGUAUUUGCCAGGAACUUGCUAACAUUUCCAGAGCACACAGAGAAUUGCCAGACAGUGUUUGGGAUGCUUUUAGGAGAUGCCAUUAUUAUUGACAAUUUGGAUGCUGCCAAUCAUUACAGAAAAGAGCUUGUUAAAAACACACAUUGCCCAGCAUUAUUGACAAGAGACGGAGAGAGAAUUCGUAGCAAUGGAAAGUUUGGAGGUCUUCAGAAUAAAGCCCCUCCCAUGGAUAAGCUUCGAGGAAUGGUUUUUGGAGCACCUCUGCCACAACGAUGCAAAGUUCUCUCUGAACAGAUAGAUCUCCUUCAGCAGUACCAGAAAGCAAUUGCGUGGCUUAAUAAUAUGAAGGCAGAACUUGAUGUGCAUGAGCAAUCAUAUAAUAGUCCAGAAAUGAAAAAAAAGAAAGAAGAGCUUGCAGACCAGGAGAAGGCUCUCAAGUCAAUAGAGCAGGAAUUGGGCAUUACCUCAUCUGGUCGAUGCUCCAAAUCUUCAGUUCACAUGGAAGAACUUGAUACGUUUGACAAUCCUAGCCCUCCAAAAAGAAUGCGGAGAGAAACAGCAAAACGGUCACUCAGUCCAGAAGAAUGGGUAUCAUUUCCUCCCAUGAAGAAACAGCAGCAAAAAGCAACAGAUACAUCAGAUGUUAAUGGAACACCCCGAAAAAAGAAACUAUAGACUAAACAGAUUUCUUAAAAAGUAACUGUAUAUUGAAAUAUGUACAAGCUGGGGAAAAAUAAAUUCAUGUAAACCAUCGUUCUUGUAUACUUAUAGAGAAAUGUUGUUAGUAACAACUGUUAAGCUUUAUUUUGUAUAGAUUUUUCUAUGGUCCUUUGGUUAUUAGACUUCAGUACGUGGAAGUAAUAAAUAUGCUUUUCUAUUUAUGAUAAAACAUUCAGAUUUUGCAAUAAAAUUGCUACAAUA
This is a messenger RNA of Lacerta agilis (Sand lizard), 6362 nucleotides long. RefSeq names its product structural maintenance of chromosomes flexible hinge domain containing 1 (gene SMCHD1). Gene Ontology annotation, cellular component: chromosome. Gene Ontology annotation, molecular function: protein binding; ATP binding. The record is from RefSeq and is a predicted model, not a curated record. The coding region runs from base 60 to 6116 and encodes 2018 amino acids. Lineage: Eukaryota; Metazoa; Chordata; Lepidosauria; Squamata; Lacertidae. The transcript has 48 exons. Gene Ontology annotation, biological process: double-strand break repair; chromosome organization.